AUGGAAUUAACACUUUCCACUCCUAACGGCGAUCAAAACCCAAGUAUCGAGACCUAUAAACUUGCCUUGCGACAUCUCGAGAAUGCCAUUUCGGAACGAUAUCUCGGAAGUUACUCUUUAAACUCCGCUGGCGGUGCUGGUGGUGCGCUCUGUAAUCAUUGUGUAACAGUAGACGAGCGACUAAAAGACGUAUGUUAUAAUGAUGAUGCAGCUCAAGGAUUCGACUUCGGUGCGAGCGCCCGAGAUGCUUCUGACAAUCUGCAUCUGGGCACUUUGAAUGAAAUAUUUGCUCAGAAAAAUUGUUCGUUUUGUGCUUUACUUACGAGACAAUUUUUACGGACGAAACGAAGGGAGAUUUAUGUGAAUGCAAAAUUGAAGGGGAAAGAUCUUCAUGGAUUGACUCUGACUAGGCUCCUCGAAUUGGCUUAUGCAGAGGAGCUUACUGGAAGUGGGGAUGGGGUAGAGUGGAUCGUUGAUCCGUUCUCGGAGUACCUUCAGCUUUCUCUCAGUACCAUCAUAAGUGAUGGAAUUUUAUCGAUUUGGUGGCCCGAAAAUACAGUGGAUGAUAUCAAUGAUGAACCUACUCAACUUCCAAUGCUCGCCACUGAUCACGAAAUUAUAUUCACCGGUGUGAAAAAGCCCUGGAUUCCUUUGCCCAGUGGUGGAAUAAGUACUGAAAGAGAUCUGGGUAUGUUCUCAGACUGUUUUAAUUCUUGUUUACAAAAUCAUGAGAAAUGCCGAGGAACGCAAAUGACCGGGGCUCUCAGCCUAGGUUUUGGACCAAGUAGAUUGAUCGAUAUUGCGGAUAUGAAGAUUGUGAAAAUGGGGAUUGAUGAAGUUCCAAAGUACUUCAUUUUGAGUUAUGUAUGGGGGCGCCCACCAUUUCUUCUUCUCAAGAAGGAAAAUGAGAAUGAGUUCUCCACACCAGGCUCUCUUACAGUCCAAAGUAUACCGCAGACGAUUCUAGAUGCAAUUGAAAUUACUGGACGCUUUGGAAUACGGUACUUGUGGGUCGACGCCCUCUGUAUAGUGCAAGAUGAUCUAGAAAGCAAAAUGCAUGAGAUUGAUCGAAUGCAUAUUAUCUACGCACAAGCGGAGAUGACGAUCGUAGCAGCUACAGGCGAUGGUGCAAAUUCUGGACUACUGGAUAUCGAUCCAGUUUUCACAGACGCAGAAACUCACUUGGUUGACAACAUCAGAUUCACAGUCAACUCAAUGGAACUUCGUGAAGUGAUAGAGUUUUCAACAUGGUUCACUCGCGGGUGGACAUUUCAGGAAUUAGUGUUUUCAAAACGAAUUCUUUGUUUCACGACGGAAAGAACUUAUUAUUCAUGCGAGGAAGGGAGUUGGAGUGAGGAUUUUCCUUUGUUGACUCUAGAUAGCAACGAAAAUGGGGAUACGGGUGAGAUUGAAGAUAUAUUUUAUGAUGAAAGUCUUAAAACGGGCUUCGAUUUUCGGAAUAUAUUGGAUCCGUUCGAAAACUACAUGGCAAUGGUAUCGAAAAUGUCUACGAGACAAUUUACACAAGAAAGCGAUUGUUUGAAUGCUUGUCGGGGAUUUUAUACAGGUCUUCUUUUGAAAGGUCUAGGGGGCUCGGUAUGUGGAAUACCGGCUAUUUGUUUUGAGUUUGCCCUAGCUUGGCAACCGGAGGGAAAUCUUUCGCGUAGAGGAUCUCAAGAAUUGAGCUCUGGGAAUUUUGAAUUUCCGACUUGGUCGUGGGCGGGUUGGAAGGGACAAAUUGAGUAUCCAUUUCUUGCAAGUCCGGACAAGUGUGGGGUAAACAUGGAGGUGAGGUGGGCUAUUUAUGAAGCUUAUAAGCCAAACUCCAGCGCAGAUGGCAAAGUAACAAUAAGACAAGGGAAGAGAUAUAAACAGGUCGUUCCCACAAUCAAAGUGCACACCUCCCCAUCACAAUCACAUCAAAGUAUGAGUUCAUGGUAUACAUAUUCUUACUCGUCUACAUCAGGAUCAAGAUCUUCGAAUCCAAAAUUUGGGGUUUUACUUGACGUAGAGGAAGACCCGCACGCGAGCACCCGGAAGAUCAUGUCAAGUAACUUUAUUGGUCCGAGUAUCUUAUUGUUUCAAACAUAUUCUAUUACUUGUCAUAUUGACAUGAAUGAAAUCUCACGACCGCCGCUAGCGAGACACAAAGACUUGAGAUUCUUCACCAUUGCCUCUCUUGGAAAGGAUGAAAUGAUCGGAGAACUGAAAAUCGAUUCCGGCAGUUUGAAUAACUUUCUCGAGUCUCAUGUUUCGUCAGGUCCUACGAAUACCGCUCUACAAAUUGAACUUAUCUCCCUCUUUGAAAUCGAUUUUGGAAUCUCGUCGAUGCAGAAUUUGAUGUGGAUGAAUGAGCAUAGUUCGAGAGGUACGUUUUCGAAAGACUUUAUGGAGAUGGUGGAGAAGAGGGAGGGUAGGAAGAUGAAGUGUGUUAUGUGGAUUGUGUGGGAUGAAGAGGAGGAGGUAGCGAUGAGGGUUGCGGUGGGGUGGGUGAGUGUUGAGGGGUGGGAGGGGCAGAUACCGAGGUGGAAGGAGGUUGUGCUUGUAUGA
This is a messenger RNA of Botrytis byssoidea, 2550 nucleotides long. RefSeq lists its product as uncharacterized. NCBI's taxonomy places the organism in Eukaryota, Fungi, Ascomycota, Leotiomycetes, Helotiales, Sclerotiniaceae. The transcript has a single exon. The coding region runs from base 1 to 2550 and encodes 849 amino acids. The record is from RefSeq and is a predicted model, not a curated record.